AGUUGAGAUCUUUUAGAUGAAAGUGAUGGAUAUGGAAGAAGGGGUUAAAGAUAAUGCUGCAUCACCACCCCCUAAAUCAAGAAUCACAAACCAAUCUAGGGCCCUUGUGUCAAUACGUCUGCUUCAGGUUUUGUUGUUGUUUCUUGUUUUGACUCUUGGGAUCUCCGUUGUUAGUAUACACAUGAUCAAGUUCUUCAAGAUUCAAGAUCCUGUGUCUUCAACCACGUUGGUCUCUAUGUAUGAUCACGAGGCCGUUACAUUAGAGAGCUUUCUUAGGCCUCCUUUGAAUGUUUGGCACACUAUGAAUGACGGUGAAUUGCUUUGGCGCGCUUCCAUGGAGCCAAAGAGACAUGACUAUCCGUUUAAACGGGUUCCUAAGUUGGCUUUCAUGUUUCUCACCAAGGGGCCUUUACCAUUUGCUCCACUUUGGGAGAUGUUCUUUAAGGGACAUGAGGGUCUUUACUCAAUCUAUGUUCAUGCAUUGCCUAACUACAGAUCAGAUUUUGAUAGGUCAUCUGUGUUUUACAGAAGAUACAUCCCAAGUCAGGCUGUGGCAUGGGGAGAGAUGAGUAUGUGUGACGCUGAAAGGAGGCUUCUAGCUAGUGCGUUGCUUGAUAUAUCUAAUGAAUGGUUUGUUCUGCUGUCUGAAUCAUGCAUUCCUCUACGCGGUUUCGGCUUUAUCUAUGGUUAUGUCUCUGGAUCAAGAUAUAGUUUCAUGGGUUGUGCUGACGAGGAAGGACCUGAUGGGAGAGGAAGAUACAGAAACGGUAUGGAACCUGAGAUCACACUUAGCCAGUGGAGAAAAGGGUCUCAGUGGUUUGAAAUUAACCGGAAACUCGCUCUUGAGAUUGUUCAAGACACCACUUACUAUCCCAAAUUCAAAGAGUUUUGUAAACCACCAUGUUAUGUUGAUGAACAUUACUUCCCUACAAUGUUGUCUAUGAAACAUAGAAUUUUUCUGGCUAACCGGACACUGACAUAUACAGAUUGGUCACGUGGUGGUGCUCAUCCAGCUACUUUUGGUAAGGCUGAUGUAACAGAAGCUUUCCUCAAGAAUCUUCCUGGAGCUAAAGCCUGCCUCUACAAUGAUCAGAGGUCUCCUGUUUGUUAUCUCUUUGCUAGAAAGUUUGCUCCAAGCGCAUUGGAGCCCUUAUUGGAACUUGCACCCAAGAUUCUUGGGUUCUAAUAGAUCUUACACUUGUCAAUCUUGGUUUUGUUCUGGAAAGUGCUUGAGUUUGGACUGUGAACACCACAACUGAUCAUUAAUAAGUCUCUUCUUACGCAAUUAUACUUGAGGUAUUGUGAUAUUUAAACAUAUUUUUGACCUCAGAGAUGUUGAAUAAAGAGAAUUGAGUUCUUUGUCAGUCAUCCUUGGUUAGGUGUCUACUUAUUACACUUGUGUGAUUCCGACACUGACCAAUUCUUCAUAUACCCGAGCUUACCAGCACAACAACUAUACUACUCUUUUUUCACUCAACAAAGAUGCUAAGUCUUUCUUGAUAUAACCACCUC
Brassica oleracea var. oleracea is the source of this 1512-nucleotide messenger RNA. RefSeq lists its product as uncharacterized. Gene Ontology annotation, cellular component: membrane. The coding region runs from base 17 to 1186 and encodes 389 amino acids. The transcript is spliced from 2 exons. NCBI's taxonomy places the organism in Eukaryota, Viridiplantae, Streptophyta, Magnoliopsida, Brassicales, Brassicaceae. The record is from RefSeq and is a predicted model, not a curated record. Gene Ontology annotation, molecular function: glycosyltransferase activity.